Messenger RNA from Ustilaginoidea virens, 930 nucleotides. RefSeq lists its product as uncharacterized. The record is from RefSeq and is a predicted model, not a curated record. Lineage: Eukaryota; Fungi; Ascomycota; Sordariomycetes; Hypocreales; Clavicipitaceae. The transcript has 3 exons. The coding region runs from base 1 to 930 and encodes 309 amino acids.
AUGAACGAAAAACUAUUAGCUUACACUUGGCUUACACUUGGCUUACACUGGCUCGACGUCAUCAUGGAUCUGCAAGCUGUGCAGAUGCGCUUCGCAGGUCGGCGUUAUGUUCCGGCUGCAGAGCCCAAAUACUUUGGGACUGUUACUUGCAUGCUUGCAUGCGAGAAGGGAAAAUCCACACUCCGAGUUCACUUGUUCCCCUUUGUUCUGGCCUUGGCCUUGGUCUUCCAGGCCAUCGUCUUUGCACCAAUCCAGUCAUGUGGUGUUAAAUCUCUGUUCUUCUUGGGCUACACACCCUUUGGCAAGCAAUGCUUCCUGGCCAUGCGCCUUUUCCCCUUGGAUAUGCCACGCAUAAAGACCGCCCUUAAGCAUGUCGACAUUUAUAAACAUGACGCAAACCCAUCGUUACGAAGCAAAAUCAAGCGGGCCGUUCCACUUGAGCUCAUCUGCCGUAGCAGCAGCAGCAACAGCAGCAGCAGGAGGAGGAGCAAAACUAACAGUUUUGAAAAGAAACAUGGUCGCAAGGAUUCCUACCCCCGCCUCGCUUUUCAGUCGGCAAACGCACCCAUGUCCCGUCUGCUGGACCUUCAGCCACCGUACCCAUUGGUCUCCGGCUCUCCAGCAUACACGACCUGCCACCAGCUCAAUCAUUCUACCACAUGCCUGCCUCUUCUGUCAGGACACAGCGUCAAAACGGACCAACUUCCCACUGCUCCACUUGCCGUGGGGGAAAAUCUUCGCGACAACGGCGAAUUGCGCUUGAGCCCAACAGUGUAUAAUCGAUGGAAGACACCGAAAUCCAGGCGCCGGGCUGCGAGCCUCGAAACAAGCCCGCCUCCACGACCUGCUUGGACAUUGGGCAAUCUACGCCUCGAGUCGACCAAGCUGACUGAGUCUGAAGCCUGCUGCACGCACAAUUCUCCCAGAUGA